This is a messenger RNA of Zonotrichia albicollis (white-throated sparrow), 5081 nucleotides long. It is a transcript of the gene TMEM132D, whose product is annotated as transmembrane protein 132D. Lineage: Eukaryota; Metazoa; Chordata; Aves; Passeriformes; Passerellidae. The record is from RefSeq and is a predicted model, not a curated record.
CUCGGGCAGCUGCGGCUCCGCGCCGGCAUCCGAACCCAAACUGACUCCUUAUUUAUUGCGGGAGAGGGGGGCUUUUCCGCAGCAUCAUCUGUUUGGAAGAAAGGAGGGAGGAAGGGGGAGGGUUAACGCUAAAGAAGUAAGUCUUCUCUGCGAAGGAAAUCCCUUUUGCGCUUUCCAGAUGACCUUUUCUGAAAAUGUAGCUUCUCCAGCUGAACGGUUUUGAUUUUGACUACCAAGUGUGUGAAACUGAUCCCUAAGUGCUCCACAAACCGUAGGAUGUGUGCUUCCGGGAUUAGCAAUAUGGGGCAUCUGUUGUCGCCUCUCCUCUUGAGCCUGGCAGCAGUUUUUUCCAAAGUGACCGAGAGUCGAGGGAUCCUGGAGAGCAUCCAGAGGUUUUCUUUGCUGCCCACGUACUUGCCGGUGACCUAUCGCAUCCACAAUGCCGAUGUUUCCUUCUUCCUUAAGGAAGCCAACCAGGAUAUUAUGAGGAACUCCAGUUUGCAGUCCCGGGUGGAAUCCUUUCUGAUCUACAAAUCCAAGAGCCCCCCCGUGUUAAACGCCAGCUAUGGGCCUUUUUCCAUUGAACAGCCAGUGCCCCAGGACUUAAUGCUGCCCUCAAACCCCUUUGGAUCCGCCAACAAGUUCACGUACAACUGGAAGCUGCAGGCCUACAUCCUGAGCAGCAAGAUCUACCUGAGCAAGCCGCGGGUGCAGGUGCUGUUCUACAUCGUGGGCAGGGACUGGGACGAGUACAGCCCCGCGGAGCGGCUCAGCUGGAGAGGUCUGAGGGGAGCCCCGUGGAGCUCUACUACUCCAUCCAGGCGGGGGAUGAGCGAGGGGAGUGCGCCAAGGAGGACGUCAGGAAAAGCAGCGGGAUCCGCUCGGGGCGCAACGACAUCGACGAGUCGGGACCUCCCCUGCAGAGGAUCGGAAGUGUUUUCCUUUACCAGACACAUGCUGCCCCUUCUUUAACUGAAAUGAGAUUGGAUAAUAAUAUUGUCAUCCAGUACGCACCAAAGACCGUCAAGCAAGGGGACAUUCUGACUUUCCUUGUAUCUGUUGCGAAAAACUGCACAGAGGAUCAGUUCACACUGAGGGCCAAGGUGAAGAGAGGUGUGAACGUUUUCAGUGUGAGAGCCAGCAGCCCCUACCUGUGGGACAUCAGGGAGAGUGUGGAUUACACUGGCAAGUAUGCACCAGCUGUGGUUGUGUGCCAGAGGAAAUCUGCUGCUGAGAACAGUGCGGAGGGUCCUGCCUCUGAAAUCAUGCAGAUUGAUUUUGAAAUUGAGGAGCUGACUGACCUGCCUGAGACCCAGCUCAUCACCUGGCAGGUGGAAUAUCCUGGAGACACCACAUCAGACCUGGGCAUCUCCAAGAUCUACGUGAGCCAGAAGGACCUGGUAGGAGUUCUCCCUUUGGCUAUGGAAGCAGAGAUCCUGAACACAGCUAUUCUCACUGGGAAAACAGUGGCUGUCCCUGUCAAGGUGGUUUCUGUGGAGGAUGAUGGCACUGUGACAGAUCUGGUGGACUCUGUGGAAUGCAGAUCUUCAGAUGAAGACGUCAUUAAGGUUUCUGACAGAUGUGACUAUGUCUUUGUCAACGGGAAGGAAAUGAAGGGCAAAGUGAAUGUCGUGGUUAAUUUCACUUACCAGCACCUGAGUGCCCCCCUGGAGAUGACAGUGUGGAUCCCUCGUCUCCCGCUGCAGAUUGAGGUCUCUGACACAGAGCUCAAUCAGAUCAAGGGCUGGAGAGUCCCCAUCAUCUCUAAUAAGAGGCCGGCCAGGGACAGCGAUGACGAGGACGAGGACGAGCGCAGGGGCAGGGGCUGCACCCUGCAGUACCAGCACGCCAUGGUCAGGGUGCUCACCCAGUUCGUGGCCGAGCCCCCCGAGCCCGGGGCCCAGCUCAGCUUCCUGCUGGGCUCAGACUGGCAGCUGGACAUCACCCACCUGGUCAGGGACUUCAUGCAGGUGGAGGAGCCCAGGAUCGCCCAGCUGCACGAGGGACAGGUCCUGGUCGGGCUGGAGCUGGGCAUGACCACCAUCCAGAUCCUGUCCCCCCUUUCAGAUGCCAUCUUGGCUGAGAAGACAGUGACAGUGCUGGACGAGAAGGUGACAAUCACUGACCUGGGAGUGCAGCUGGUGACAGGACUGUCCCUCUCUCUGCAGCUCAGCCCGGGCAGCAACAGGGCCAUCUUUGCCACUGCAGUGGCACAGGAGCUGCUGCAGUCCCCAAAGCAGGAAGCAGCCAUCAGCUGCUGGAUCCAGUUCAGUGAUGGAUCUGUCAUGCCCCUGGAUAUUUAUGACUCCAAAGACUUCUCCUUGUCAGCCACCUCUCUGGAUGAGAAGGUGGUGUCCAUCCACCACGACCCCAAGUUCAAGUGGCCUGUGAUUGCUGCUGAGACCGAGGGCCAGGGCACGCUGGUGAAGGUGGAGAUGGUGAUCAGCGAGUCGUGCCAGAAAUCCAAAAGGAAGAGCAUCCUGGCUGUCGGGAGUGGCAGCAUCAAGGUCAAGUUUGGGCAGAGUGAUGGCAGCCCCAACGCCAGCGACAGCAAGCACAGGGGUGUCCAGCUGGAGGGGGACCGGCGCCACAAGGGCCCCUGGCAGGAGAGAGGGGACGGGCACUACUCCAGCUCCUCCAUGGGCCACGAGCAGGGCAGGGCCGCCACCACGCACAGGUCUGUUCUGAGCAGGAAGGAGGACAGGGAGAGCCUCCUGGACGAUGCCAGCCAGAACGUGCCCCUGGACUUCACCAGCUUCCCCGCCCAGGUGGAUCUGCCCAGGGCCGCUGGGGACACCGAGGACAGCGAGCUGGUGCCGUCCCCCCGCGGGCUCAGCGACCUGGAGAUCGGCAUGUACGCCCUGCUGGGCGUCUUCUGCCUGGCCAUCCUGGUGUUCCUCAUCAACUGCGUCACCUUCGCCCUCAAGUACAGGAACAAGCAGGUUCCCUUCGAGGAGCAGGAGGGCAUGAGCCACUCUCAUGACUGGGUGGGGCUGAGCAACAGGACAGAGCUGCUGGAGAAUCACAUCAACUUCUCAUCCCAGCAGGAUGAGCAAAUCACAGCCAUCGACAGGGGGGUGGACUACGAGGAGAGCAAAUACCUCCUCAGCACAACUGCCACCAAAAACAUCAACGGACAGUCCUUCAGGGCUCCUGAGUCCACGUUCAGUGAGGGCAAGGAACAGAAAAGUGAGCCAACCGCUUCUCCUACCUCCAAGAGGAAACGGGUGAAAUUCACCACCUUCACCACCAUCUCCUCUGACGAUGGCUGUCCAACUGUCAACUCAAUCCUGAUGAGUAACGAGGAUGACAUUAAAUGGGUCUGCCAGGACAUAGACCUGGGGGAGUGCAAGGAGCUUAAAAACUACAUGGAGAGGUUACACGAAAACGCGUAAUGAGACACAAAAGACUUUUUUGGUUUGGUUUGUUCGUUUGUUUGUUUUUCACUCACCUUCUGCCUUUAAUUUUGGGUAGUGGGGCAAAGUGUUGUAUUCUGACAGGAAUCAGCUGGUGGAUAAUUACUCACUGGAGCCCCAAGAAGCCACCCAAAAGCAGCUGGGAGAGCAGAGAUCCUGGACAGCUGUUAAAAUUCAAGUCCUCUCUGUGCUCAGAGAUGGAAGUGAGAGAUGUGUGUGGGUUUUUGAUACACGAUAACAUGAAAAAAAAAACUUAGAAAAAUAAUACAGUCUCAUUCUCUGUGCUUUCCCAGGAAAUCAAUAAAUAUAACAAACUCCAGUGCAGUUUGGAUAAUACAAAGCUCACACAGCUCUGCUGUUCGAUAUUGCAAGCUUUGGUUAAAAGCAAGAGAUUGGUCUGAGAAUAAAUAGAUCCAUGAGAAGAGCAUGUCGUUCAGGCCACGUGCAGAGAAUAUCCAUCCAGGAACAUUCAUUUAAAGCUGACAAAAACCAACAGUGAAUGAAGCAGCUCCCAGAGCUGAGGAGUCAUGAUUUCCAAAGAGUCUGGAGGGGAUAAAGGCGUAACUGGGCUGUUUACAAACCAGCAUGUUUGCCUCCCAAGCACUGACAGUGGAUACACAGAUACAGUUCAAACUGAAACUCUCUUUUUAAGUAGAUGCCAAGGUCAUAAACUUUGCCAGCCAAUUUUGGGUAUUUGUUAAUUUGUAAAAUAGGAGAAGAUAUGAUCUAUACUCAGACUAUCACUCAUCCUAAGGAGGGUCUUUUGGAAAGUUUGAGAGAAUGAGCUAUUUUUAAAAGCCCGCUUUGUUUGAUUGUCCUGUUUUGGAUUUGUAUUCCCAGCCCUUUCCCUGGAGCUCCCCGUCUGGUAUCCUGAGGGCACUUCCCAGAUCAGUCAGCCUUGGAGCUGUGGUCCCUUCCCUUCCCUCCCGUGCACAUCACUCCAGGGCUGCUCCAGCCGAGCACAGCCCUGCUGGUACCACGCUGUCCUGGCCCUCCCUGCUGUCCCUUCCCAGGGCUGUCCCUGUCCCUGGGCUCAGUGCCCCCUGUGCUGAACUGCCCCCAGCUGCCCCUCGCUCCUUCCCCUGCCCUGGGGAGCUGGGGGUGUUCAGCUCCUUGUGCCCCCCAUCCUUAGCCCAGCACGUGCAGAGGGCACUGGGAGGUCACAGGGAGAGCUGCACGUUCCACACUGAACCCUGCCCAGCUCAGCUCAGCAGAUAGCGUUUGUUUCUCCCAGGGGUGAUGGUUAUCUUCUGUUUUCUUGGUAAGGAUGUACAUACAGUAGGAUUUCAGUGACUACCCUUCCAACCCGACGUGCCCUCCUGCCUCAAACCAGGACAUGUCUUGUGAGGUCCAACAGCAGCCUCCAAUGGCCAGUGGCAAAGUGCCAAAGCACUAGCUAAAAUCCAGGUCAUGGAUUUGAUAUAGAAAAAUAUUUCAAGCUCCCCUUUAUUUUCUGGAGUCAGUCCUUGCCCCCUUUUUGUUAAGUCUUCCAAGAUUGAAUCUAGGUUGCUCAGUUUAAUACACACCCGCCCUCCCACAAACACUUAGAUUGAAUCCCUCUAUAUUUAGAAUGUACUGUAGAUUGUAAGAAUGUAAUAUAUAUAUUUAUAAACAUGCCAACUGUGAAUAAAAUUUGCAUUUUAGUGGCUUCAUCUUUUUUUCCUA